Molecule: messenger RNA, 1220 nt
Organism: Mustela erminea (ermine)
Lineage: Eukaryota; Metazoa; Chordata; Mammalia; Carnivora; Mustelidae
Product: ferritin light chain-like
Exons: 1
Coding region: 249-1046 (265 amino acids)
Biological process (GO): intracellular iron ion homeostasis; iron ion transport
Cellular component (GO): cytoplasm
Molecular function (GO): ferrous iron binding; ferric iron binding
Source: RefSeq, a predicted model, not a curated record
CACCCAGGCGCACUACGCACGCGUCGUGCCCGGGCACCCGCUCUCCGCCAGGCGCCACCUAGCGGUCGGAUGUGCCAUCACAGCUGAAACUGCCGCGGGGGGUGGGGGGUGUAACCGACCGUCCGAGGGCGGAGCCAUGUAUUCCAUUUGGACCAGUUUAACGUUUACAAGGAAAGUCCUACAAGACUGCUUCUUGUUGGCUUUCCCAAGAUCCCAUCCAAGAUGCUUCACUCAAAGCUUCUUCUCCCAUGAUUAUAAUGCCCCACCAACAGUGCGUCCGGCGGGCCCCUGGAUCUGUCCAGUGUUUCAACAGAAUUUGUGAACAGACCCAGGGCCACCCUUUAUUCCAGACUCCGGUCGCUCUCCAGCCGCUGGUGCAGCCUCAACCCUCUGUACAGCCUCAACCCUCGGAACCAUCUCCUCAGCUACCCUCUGCCUCCGGGGCCAACCAACACCGGUUUUUGAGCUUAGCUCCCUGUUGCCAACCAACCAUGAGCUGUCAGGUUCGCCAGAAUUACUCCACCGAGGUGGAGGCCUCCGUCAACUGCCUAGUCAACAUGCACCUGCGGGCCUCCAACACCUACCUCUCCCUGGGCUUCUACUUCGACUGCAGCGAUGUGGCUCUGGAGGGCUUGGGCCACUUCUUCCAAGAGUUGGCCCAGAAGAAGCUCGAAGGCGCCCAGAAGCUCUUGAUGUUGCAAGAACAGCGCAGCGGCAGCUCCCUUUUCCAGGACGUGCAGAAGCCGUCCCACGACAAGUGGGGGAAAGCCCUGGACGCCAUGGAAACCGCUGUGGUCCUGGAGAAGAACCUGAACGAGGCCCUUUUGGAUCUGCACGCCCUGGCUUCCUCCCGUGCGGACGCCCAUCUCUGUAACUUCCUGCAGAGCCACUUCCUGGGCGAGGAGGUGAAAAUCAUCAAGAAGAUGGGCGACCACCUGACAAACCUCCGCAGGGUGUCCUGCACCCAGGUCGGGCUGGGCGAGUAUCUCUUUGAAAGGCUCACCCUCAAGCGUGACUGUCAGCCUCUGGAGCCCAGCGACCUUUGAGGGGGCCCUCUGACAUCCCUUUAGUCCCGGGGCUUCUGUCUGGGUUUGUCGGAGCAGCCAGCAGCCAGGCAGCUUUUUAACCACCUGGGAGAGGUCCUCCCCCAAGCUGUGGACCAAAUGGAAACAAUAAAGCAUUUUGCAGGGGAGAAAGAAAAAAAAAGCCGCCUGUAUUGU